Lottia gigantea (owl limpet) is the source of this 1500-nucleotide messenger RNA. RefSeq lists its product as hypothetical. The transcript has a single exon. The coding region runs from base 1 to 1500 and encodes 499 amino acids. Gene Ontology annotation, molecular function: iduronate-2-sulfatase activity. Lineage: Eukaryota; Metazoa; Mollusca; Gastropoda; Lottiidae. The record is from RefSeq and is a predicted model, not a curated record.
AUGUGGCCUUCAAAAGUUUUUCUUUUCUUCUGUUUGAUUCCUAUCAUCCAAAACAGAAAGAAUGUACUAUUUCUAGUGUCGGAUGAUAUGAGACCAGAACUAGCGGCAUAUUAUGGCCAGGAUUUUCCAACACCUAUCCAUCCACAGAUUCAUUCGCCAAAUCUUGACGCGUUAGCUUCAAAAAGUAUUCUACUAAAGAGGGCGUAUGUGCAACAAGCCGUUUGUUCACCGAGUCGGACAUCGUUAUUAACAGGUCGUCGUCCGGAUACAACUCAUGUUUACGAUCUGGUAAAGUAUUUUAGAGACGUUGGUGGUAAUUUCACUACUCUCCCAGAGUAUUUCAAACUCAAUGGAUAUACAGUGGCAGGGAUGGGAAAAAUCUUUCAUCCCGGUAAAGCAUCUGGCUAUGACGACCCUAGUUCUUGGAAUGUUCCAUAUUUUCAUGCUUCAAACCAAGCACGAUACACAACAAAACAGAAAAGCUGGCGAGCGGUUCCAACAAGUGAGUACGUUGCUUACCCUUUACCAGACAGACAAAUAGCAGAUAAUGCUAUCACUACAUUGCGUACUGUAGCUCCUCCAGCCCUCAGUGGUGACAAAAACUUCUUUGUGGCUGUUGGCUUCCAUAAACCGCACUUACCAUUCCUGUUUGAAGAGGAUUUUCUUAACCUAUAUCCACGAGAAAAUAUCCGUCUUCCUGAUAAUGGAUAUGCUCCUGUAGAUAUGCCGUCGGUUGCGUGGUUUAGCUACGGCGGUUUAAGAUCAUUCCAUGAUAUCGCAAAACUUAACGCGUCUGGAAACAUCAACACGUCACUACCUAACGACACCAUAAUAGACCUUCGUCGUGCCUAUUAUAGUGCUUUAUCUUAUACAGAUUUUCAGGUCGGCCGAGUCAUUGCAGAACUCGAAAAUCUUGGUUUGGGCAACAAUACGAUUGUUUCAUUUUGGGCUGACCACGGAUGGCAGCUUGGUGAACAUGGUGAGUGGUGCAAACAAACGAAUUUUGAAGACGCCGUGCAUGCCCCAAUGAUGAUCCAUAUACCUGGUUUAACCGACAAGGGAGUUGUGACAGAACAGCUUACCGAGUUCGUAGAUUUAUAUCCAACUCUUGUUGAAGCUGCAGGACUACCUGUCCUUGACCUGUGCCCAGAAGAUUCCACUAAAGUAGCUUUAUGUCGAGAAGGAACCAGUUUAAUGCCGUUAAUUUUGAACCCAUCGAUUGAAUUCAAACGAGCAGUUUUUUCACAGUAUCCGAGAUCGACGGAUGGUCAUAAUGUUAUGGGCUAUACCAUGAGAACGGACCGGUAUAGAUACACUGAAUGGCCUGAAUUUACUGGUUCUCCUGACUAUAAACCACUGUGGGGAAAUGUGUUUGGUAUUGAGCUCUAUGAUCACAAUGUCGAUCCGGAAGAGAACCACAAUCGUGCUUAUGAUCUUAAAUACUCAGCCGUUCGACAAAGGCUUACUAAACAGCUACAUGAUGGUUGGCGCCACAAUUAA